Molecule: messenger RNA, 609 nt
Organism: Capronia coronata CBS 617.96
Lineage: Eukaryota; Fungi; Ascomycota; Eurotiomycetes; Chaetothyriales; Herpotrichiellaceae
Product: GTP-binding protein RHO3
Exons: 4
Coding region: 1-609 (202 amino acids)
Biological process (GO): small GTPase-mediated signal transduction
Molecular function (GO): GTP binding; GTPase activity
Source: RefSeq, a predicted model, not a curated record
AUGCCUCUCUGCGGCAGCAACAAAGUCGUCCAGCGCAAGCUGGUGCUCCUCGGAGAUGGCGCCUGCGGGAAAACCAGUCUAUUGAACGUCUUUACACGAGGGUUCUUUCCGACAGUGUACGAACCCACAGUUUUUGAGAACUAUGUCCACGAUAUCUUCGUCGACGGAAUCCAUAUGGAAUUGUCGCUGUGGGACACGGCGGGACAAGAGGAAUUCGACAGACUGCGGUCAUUGUCCUACGACGACACCCAGGCCAUCAUGUUAUGUUUCAGCGUUGACAAUCGAGGUUCCUUGGAGAACGUCGGCACGAAAUGGAUCGCCGAGAUCAAUGAACAUUGUCCCGGCGUCAAGAUCGUGCUGUGCGCGCUGAAGUGUGAUUUACGAGAGGAACAAGAGAAAGAGGACGACGAGCCGGCGGCGCCUCCCAGGAUCAUGAUACAAUACAACGAGGGGUUGGAAGUUGCCAGACAAAUUGGUGCUCUACGAUAUCUUGAAUGUUCGGCUAUGCGGAAUCGUGGCGUCAAUGAAGCUUUCACAGAAGCCGCCAGAGUCGCCCUCCAAGUCAAACCGGCCAAAUCCAAAGAAGACUCGAAAUGUACGGUCAUGUGA